CUUGCCAAGCCUCUCUGCCCAGGCAGCAUAUAUGAAACAGUCCUAGCGCUGAAACAGAGAGUGAUCACAGCUGCACAGAAUCCCAUUGCUUUAAACAGGAUUUGAACAAAGUUAGAAAGAACUAGAGAAAAGAUCUGCUGCCACAGAAAAUUGACAGGAGGAGAGAUGAAGCUUCUAACAGCUGCCCUCGUCAUCAUUCUUCUCACAACCAUCUCUGCUAAGCCGUUCCGCUCUCACAGGCUUCAUGAUGCCGACAUCUCUGACAGUCACAUGAGACGGAGAUGGCCGGAUGGACACAACAGGUUUUUGCGGCUUGCUGAAUCUUCCAGCUACGAACACUCUUCCCCAGAGUCGGAUGAGUCAGCUAAAUCGAGCGACUCUUCCCAAAGUAACUCCUCUGAUGAUGACUCGUCAGAGGAAGUCACCGAUCAGACCCCACCACCUGUGACAACUGAUGCCAUGACAACCACUGCCGUGACAACCACUGCCGUGACCACCACCGCUGCCAUCACAACCGUCACUAUGGAAGACAACAGCACGAUCACAACUGAACCAGGCACGAUGAACACAAACAUGCCGAUUGAGACCACCCCCGUUACCAUGACGCCCGGCAAUGUGACUCUCUGUGUUACCAAGGAUAUUCCAACUGAACCUCCCAUCACAGAAAACAGAGGAGACAACUAAGCAGCUGUCGUUCCUGUUAACCAACUGCAAACAAUAACUAAACCCAUCCCUAUUAAGGCUUUGUCACUGACUGGGAAAUUUUAGGUCUGGCUGUAAGAGUUAAAUCUCAGUUGGUUGAAUGAGGGCUGGAUUUAUCAACCUGGGAAGCAAAGGUUCACCUAUAAGUAGAGUUACUCAGUAAGGCUGGCUUGAACUUAGAAGGUGAACUAACUCGCUAACACAGUAUCACUAGUCCAUAAAGAUGAGUUAUAGACAAGUUCCUUAAAAUGCACUUCCUUUAAUGACCACUAGCUUGCUUUAUCCAAAAACAGUAUAUUGAUGUCAUUGUAAAUUCUUCAAAGUUUGAUUUGGCAAUAUUGAAUGUUUUUCUUAACUAAAAACUCUUUAUGGCUUAAAGAAAACUAGCAGAUUUCUCAGCCUGCCACAGUCUGCAUGUGCAAAUGUAAAUGUGUGCAAACGAUGGAAAGUGGGAUAAAAGCUCAACUUCUAGAAAGAGGAUGUCGCAGAUUUAGAGAUUUUUUUUUAGGAACUCUACUCUUAAAAGAUGUGACAGUUUCAUGCCAUUUUUUGGUGAGGCAAUAAAGGGAUGCAUUACAGUCAAAAAUGUAGUUUUCUUCAGUAUCAGGGUAACCCAGUGACAGUCGUCGUACAUCCGUGGAUACACUGCAAACAGGAACUGUUUGUAGACAGAUAUGUUACCUACCAAUUGUAAAGGCAGAUACAGGUACCUGCCUUUACAACAGCCCAUGAUCAGAUCUCACUCUCCUGAUGGCUUACAUUUUUUUUUUUCACUCAUCAUAUUGGCUGUCAGAUAGGCUUAUGCUAACUAUUGGUGCUAACAUGUUUCCAUUAUGACAUUGGCCCUCAAUUCCCCACUUUAUAUACAAAUAAACACCAUUCAUUUUACAAAGACUAAAAGGUGUUAUUUUAACCAAUGAGAAAGUAAUGAACUCAAGUAAAUUAAGCCACAUUCAAAAGAUCCCUUGUGAGCAAGAGUCUUAGUGCAGUGCAGAGGUUGAACUCAUCUGAUAGGCUAAUAAAACAUAGCUAAGCAAGCUUUCAUUUCCAGCAGCUGUGGAUGCACCACAAGCUGCCCGAGGGUAACGGGAUGGCUUUGUAAUGUUUCUGUGCAAAUGAAUCGCAAAUAAAGAAACUGCCAGAAGAGCGAACGAUGA
This is a messenger RNA of Toxotes jaculatrix (banded archerfish), 1859 nucleotides long. It is a transcript of the gene scpp8, whose product is annotated as secretory calcium-binding phosphoprotein 8. The record is from RefSeq and is a predicted model, not a curated record. The transcript has 3 exons. NCBI's taxonomy places the organism in Eukaryota, Metazoa, Chordata, Actinopteri, Toxotidae. The coding region runs from base 166 to 684 and encodes 172 amino acids.